This is a messenger RNA of Fraxinus pennsylvanica, 840 nucleotides long. NCBI's taxonomy places the organism in Eukaryota, Viridiplantae, Streptophyta, Magnoliopsida, Lamiales, Oleaceae. The record is from the annotation of a GenBank genome assembly.
AUGGAGAUUAGCGCACCUACAAAACGCGAUCUAAGCUUUGAACAAGUUUGGCCCUUUCUGCAAGAAGCCAUCAACAAGGUCAUUGACAAUCUGGAAGGAGUUGACAAACGCGAGUUUACAUCUGAAGAAUAUAUGCAGGUCUACACAACGGUUUAUAACGCAUGUUGCCCUAAUCCAGUUGGUCCAGAAGCUGAAAAACUGUAUGAUCACUAUAGAAAGACUUUUGAAGAUUACAUUUCUUCCAAGGUAUUGCCAUCUCUAAGGGGAAAGAACGACGAAAAUUUGUUACGAGAAUUGCUGAGAAGAUGGAACAAUCACAAGACUAUGGUCAAAUGGCUUUCAAGGUUCUUUCAUUACCUUCAGAGAUACUUCAUUGGUAAGAAGAGGCUGCCUUCACUUGAAGGAACAGGCCACUUAGCAUUCUAUAAUCUGGUUUACUCGGAGAUCAACAAUGAAGUUAGAGAUACCAUUCUAUCAUUGAUUGACAAAGAACGCAAGGGGGAACAGAUAGACCAGGCCAUGGUGAAGUCAGUCCUCGAUAUUUACUUGGAGAUUGGCGAGAAUUCUACGAAGUACUAUGCAAAAGACUUUGAAGAAUCAAUGAUCAAAGACACGACUACGUUCUAUUCACAGAACGCCUUAAACUGGAUUGAAACUGAGUCCUAUGAGAAUUACAUGGUUAAGGUUGAGGAAUGCUUAGAACAAGAGAAAGCCAGAACUUCAAGUUACUUGAAUUACAGAAGUAAAUUCAAAUUAUUAGAGGUUGUACAACAUGAAUUGCUUAAUGUACAUGCAGUCAAACUAGAAGAGAAGAAACACAUUACUGAGACAGCUGCAUAA